Molecule: messenger RNA, 1798 nt
Organism: Notodromas monacha
Lineage: Eukaryota; Metazoa; Arthropoda; Ostracoda; Podocopida; Cyprididae
Source: the annotation of a GenBank genome assembly
AUGCAAAAUGUUAGCACUGAUCCAUUGAGAAAUAACUCGCCUCGUAUUGCUGGAACUGUUUACGAUGGUCAUGGUUCGGUGUCGCCACCGGUUUGGCACGGAAGUGCGGUGAACUAUUGCCGGUUGACGAAGACUUAUGUCUUCCGCAAUCAAUAUGACAACGACGUCACCACGUGGAGUCCUCAAGGGAGGCUCCAUCAGGUUGAAUAUGCCAUGGAAGCAGUGAAACAAGGCUCAGCGACGGUUGGAUUGAAGAGCAAAACACAUGCAGUUCUGGUUGCCUUAAAACGAGCGGCUUCGGAUCUUGCUGCACAUCAGAAGAAAGUGAUGCCAAUCGAUGAUCACAUCGGGAUUUCGAUUGCGGGGUUGACCGCUGACGCCAGGAUAUUGAGCCGUUAUAUGCGAACGGAGUGUUUGCAAAAUCGCUACGUCUUCGACUGUCCGCUGCCGUUGAGUCGAUUAAUCGCGCGAUUGGGGAACAAGAUGCAGAUUUCAACUCAGCGAUACGAUAAACGUCCAUUCGGAGUAGGACUUCUCGUUGCCGGAUUCGACGAACAAGGUCCUCAUUUGUUCCAGACUUGUCCUUCUGCUAGUUAUUUCGAUUGCAAAGCAAUGGCAAUCGGUGCGAGGUCGCAAUCGGCACGCACGUACUUGGAGAAGUUCUUGGAUUCCUUUCCUGGCUGUACGUUGGAAGAGCUGAUUAAGCAUGGUUUGCGAGCUUUGCGGGAUACAUUGCCGAAUGAUGUUGAACUUACAGCUAAGAAUUGCUCCAUCGCGGUUGUAGGGAAGGACUUGGACUUCACCAUUUACGAGGACGACGAAGUUGUUCCUUAUUUGAGAUCAAUUGAGGGCGAAGAACGGCGUCCCGUUCCAGCUGCUGCUCCGGAAGAGCCUAGGGAUGAUGGACAAGAUCAACCUCCUCGCGAUCCCGAACCCGAUGUUGCAAUGGAAACCUAGGUAGCAUCUCGCACGAACCAAAUUCCCGGCCUAUCAUUUCCCUGUAUUUUUUCGGUUUUGAAGCUCCGUGUCGAGCCCUUUUUUCUGUCUGCGAGGUUAUAAAAACUUUGGCCUUAUAAAGGACAUCUCUUAUAAAGGGAGGUCGAAGAAGCCGUGCGCAACUGUGUCCAUUUACUCUCUAUGGUGGGUUAAAUAUUUCCUAGCUUCUCUUUACACAGGACGUUGUUUUUUAAUUAUGGAAAGUUCCGAAUAUGAAUAUAUUUUGGGCACAUGCGAUAUGCACCCCUUUAAAAGUAAAACUUUUGAGCAAUAUUGGGCAGAACUCCGGUAAUUUUCUUUGCUUCAGGAAAAUAUGAUGUCCUAAAUCAGUUGCCUGUUCGCCACCUCCAAGUGAUACAUUAAGCAGUGAAGACGAGAUAAUUCCACGAAAUUUUUGGUAGAGCAGCUGCUUCGCAUGAGUGAAUAGCCUCGAAUCCACGGGCGUACACACCGUAGAGGAGCCCUCAUUUUUCUUGAAUACCACACUUGGGCAUGGCGUGCUUCAAUUUCGAAUUGCUUUUGUUGAAUCAUUUGUCAAAAUUUUCUGCUGUAACUUGACUGCUAAAUUAUCAUUUCUCAUCCUUGAAAUGUUGAGCAGUUUCAAUAUUAUGUAAGUCCGUAGUGUCGGUGAACUCUCUGAAACGAAUUGCAAGGACCGUAAAAAUUAUUCGUUGGGGAGAACCCUUAAGGGAACAUUUUACUGGAAUCAUUCUGUACCCACAAUUGCUGGGAUAAAUGGGUUUUUUUUUGCAGACCAUUGAAACUCUCGAUAGAGAAUGAAAUACGAGUAAUACCAGCCAAU